Molecule: messenger RNA, 2199 nt
Organism: Populus nigra (black poplar)
Lineage: Eukaryota; Viridiplantae; Streptophyta; Magnoliopsida; Malpighiales; Salicaceae
Product: plastidial pyruvate kinase 2
Exons: 12
Coding region: 232-1980 (582 amino acids)
Biological process (GO): glycolytic process
Cellular component (GO): cytoplasm; chloroplast stroma
Molecular function (GO): pyruvate kinase activity; magnesium ion binding; potassium ion binding
Source: RefSeq, a predicted model, not a curated record
UACUCAGUAGGAGGCGUUGGCUUAGCUCAUUAAAACAAAAACCUUCCCCUUUCCUUUUCCUUCGAUACAAACAAAGCCAAUCCAAAAAGCCUCCCUCCCUCGCUAUUUCCGCCAAUUCUAUCGGCGAUUUCUCCAAUCUCCUUCUCACUAGCUCGCACACUCCCUCGCCUUUUAAACCCAAGCAUCUCUCUCUCUCUCUCUUGGUAAAACACACAAUCUUUCUCUCUAAAAAUGGCGCAAGUAGUGGCUACCACCAGAUCGAUUCACAGUUCUAUCCUAUCAUCUCCUUCCUCUGGAUCCUUACAAGACCGAGUUGAUAAGCUACUCAAACCUUCCACUUUCUCUUCGAAAUUUCUUUCAAGUCAUGACAAGAAGAAAAUUAUCAGCAGCGUUUCUUCUCAUAGGAACACUCAUAUUGUGGCGGCGGCUGUUAAGAGAUCCGCCGAACCUGAAGUCAUUCCUGUCUCACCCGAGGAUGUACCAAAGAGGGAGGAGCAAUUUGUGCAAUUAGAGCAACUAGGUGACACGACAGCAGCUGUUGGAAUGUGGACGAAGCCUAUUGUUAGGAGAAAGACGAAGAUUGUAUGUACUAUUGGACCGUCAACUAACACGAAGGAGAUGAUAUGGAAGUUGGCUGAAGCGGGAAUGAAUGUUGCUAGAAUGAAUAUGUCACAUGGAGACCAUGCUUCUCAUCAGAAAGUCAUUGAUUUGGUUAAAGAGUAUAAUGCACAGGCGAAAGAUAAUGUCAUUGCCAUCAUGCUUGAUACCAAGGGUCCUGAAGUUAGGAGUGGUGACUUGCCUCAGCCUAUCAUGCUAUCACCUGGACAGGAAUUCACUUUUACGAUUCGUAGGGGUGUUGGAACAUCUGAUUGUGUUAGUGUGAACUAUGAUGAUUUUGUUAGUGAUGUAGAAGCAGGCGACAUGCUUCUUGUUGAUGGCGGUAUGAUGUCACUUCUGGUGAAGUCCAAAACAGAGGAUUCAGUGAAAUGUGAAGUUGUUGAUGGAGGAGAGCUUAAGUCCAGGCGUCAUCUAAAUGUUCGAGGAAAAAGCGCGACAUUGCCUUCCAUCACUGACAAGGAUUGGGAUGAUAUAAAAUUCGGAGUGGAGAACAAAGUUGACUUCUAUGCUGUUUCCUUUGUUAAAGAUGCACAAGUGGUUCAUGAAUUGAAGAAUUAUCUACAAAGCUGUGGUGCAGAUAUACAUGUGAUUGUAAAAAUUGAAAGUGCAGAUUCUAUACCAAAUUUGCAUUCGAUAAUCACAGCAUCUGAUGGGGCUAUGGUUGCAAGAGGAGAUCUUGGUGCAGAGCUCCCUAUUGAGGAGGUUCCCCUGCUGCAGGAAGAGAUAAUCAGGCUGUGCCGGAGCAUGGGAAAAGCUGUUAUUGUGGCAACGAAUAUGCUGGAAAGCAUGAUUGUUCAUCCAACUCCUACCAGAGCAGAGGUAUCAGACAUUGCCAUUGCUGUUCGUGAGGGUGCUGAUGCAGUCAUGCUUUCUGGAGAAACUGCACAUGGAAAAUUCCCACUGAAAGCUGUUAAAGUUAUGCACACAGUCUCCUUGCGAACUGAAGCAACCAUAGCUGGUGGUGAAAUGCCAUCUAAUCUUGGUCAAGCAUUCAAGAACCAUACGAGUGAGAUGUUUGCAUACCAUGCAACCAUGAUGUCAAACACUCUUGGAACCUCAAUUGUUGUCUUCACAAGAACUGGCUUCAUGUCUAUAUUACUGAGCCAUUAUCGACCUUCAGGCACUGUUUUUGCAUUCACAAAUGAGAAGAGGAUACAACAGAGACUGGCUUUGUAUCAAGGAGUGUGUCCCAUAUACAUGCAGUUUUCAGAUGAUGCUGAAGAAACCUUUGCAAAUGCCUUGUCAGUGCUCAAGAAUCAAGGGAUGGUAAAGGAAGGAGAAGAGGUCGCACUUGUUCAAAGUGGAAGACAACCAAUCUGGCGGUUCCAAUCUACCCAUAAUAUUCAGGUCCGCAAAGUAUAAACACCAAGAUAGAUUGCAAAACUGAUUAAUUAGUCCCACAUACGAGGACAAUUCGUCUAGUUUGAGUUUUUUUGCAUGUUAUCUAGGCCUUUAUUGCGUAAUUCCAUGUUCUUGACUGGAUGUUCUCUGUACUCUUUAUCUUUAAGUUCCCAGCAUGUCUUGUAUAAUGGUUCGAAACUAGUGUUUGUUGAAUGAAAAGCUUUCUUUGGUAUUGUAGUA